Messenger RNA from Thalassophryne amazonica, 3412 nucleotides. It is a transcript of the gene nfil3-2, whose product is annotated as nuclear factor, interleukin 3 regulated, member 2. Gene Ontology annotation, molecular function: DNA binding; DNA-binding transcription factor activity. Gene Ontology annotation, biological process: regulation of DNA-templated transcription; circadian rhythm. The transcript is spliced from 2 exons. Gene Ontology annotation, cellular component: nucleus. The record is from RefSeq and is a predicted model, not a curated record. NCBI's taxonomy places the organism in Eukaryota, Metazoa, Chordata, Actinopteri, Batrachoidiformes, Batrachoididae. The coding region runs from base 779 to 2650 and encodes 623 amino acids.
GAGAGAGAGAGAGAGAGAGAGAGAGAGAGAGAGAGAGAGAGAGAGAAGUGGAGCACCAACAUGACAUGAAGAGCGCGCAGAAAACAAGCAGCACUGCGUUUACGCACCGGCACGUAGCUGCACUCAGUCGAAGAGCUCCUCUCUGACUGAUCCAGACGCGCCGGCGGAGGGUUCCGUGCGUCGAAGCGCACAGCGGAUUGUUGAACCGGAGCGGGGCAGCGCGUGUCCGUUGUGGAAUCUCUGCACGCGGUAGCCUUUCAUCUUCCAGGCACCUGCAAAGAGAAGACAGAAAAAAGGAAGGAGAGAGAGGGAGAGGGAGAGCAAGGCUCCACAAGAGACUGAUGCACUGAGGUAGACGGGACGGCCUACAUCUUGGUGUAUUUUGUGGAGAUCUAGGACAGUUUCCUUCCAACUGAGCAGUGGACUGUUCUUAUGCAAAACAUUAACAACCAGCAGCAGAAAGAAUCAAAGGACACAACCACAAAAAAUACAAAAAACCCAGCAAACACCUCAGUUCUGUUGAUGCUUUGAGCCUCUAAUGUGAAUCAACCCCCUUUCAAGUGGAUAAAUGAGGGUUUCUGAUGCUGAGUUCCAAGUCUUCAUCUUUUUAGCUAAUUUGGACACUUGAGGUUCCUAACAGACUAAACCUGCAAUAAAGAGACUUUACGGGAAAACAUUCACAGGUGUUUUAACGCCAACCGUGUUUGCCUUGACUUCCGGUCUAGUUCUAUCUCCAGUUGUCGCAGUAACAUCUCAAACUGGCUGCCACUAGACAAGAAUGGAAAAUCUGACAUCAGCACUCAAGACAAUAAACAAAAACUCAGGGAAUAACCUCAACUGCCUGGAGAACUUCAGUGGCUAUGAAGAAACUCUCCCAUCGCUCCAAGGCACGCCGACUCGUCUGGGGCGCCUCAUCAAACCCAAACCCAAUGUGACCUGCAGGCGAAAACGGGAGUUCAUUUCCGAUGAGAAAAAGGACGCCUCCUAUUGGGAGAAACGUCGCAAGAACAACGAAGCAGCCAAACGCUCUCGGGAGAAGCGACGCCUCAAUGACAUGGUUUUGGAGAACCGUGUCAUUGCAUUAAAUGACGAGAAUGCAAGACUCAAGACAGAGCUGCUUCAGCUGAAGCUGCGCUUUGGCCUCAUAAGUACCGCCUCCUACAUUGAAAAGAGCCAGCAGAUUGGUGGAGGCAGCAACACAGGAAAUGGAGGGUCUGCUGUCUCUUCCGGUUCCUCUUCGUCCACCCAAUACUACUCCAGUGGGUACUCCAGCAGUUCUCAGGUGAUGUUGAACUCUGACUCCUCUGAAACUGAGCAAUCAGGAUGCAGUGAAGGUCGCAGGAAGCUGGCAAAAUAUUCGCCACGUGGCUCCCUUUCUGACAUGUCCGACGGCUCCUCCAGGGACAGCCCUGAGCCGAUUCCCUUCGAGAUCAAACAGGAGGGGGACCGACUGGAGAUGGACAUCGCCAGUAGCACCACCACCCAGAUCAUGUUUAACAUUCACCACAGCUUGGCCUCUGUACCCACUCACCACCAGAUCCAGCAUUCUCAGGAGCUGGAAGCUGCAUAUCACAGUCAGCAGCAGCAGCAUGUUCACCAACAACAGCAGCCUCCUCAGGAGCCUGUCACCACUAUCAACACCGUCAGCCAGCCUGCACUUCGCCCAACAUCUGCCCAGAGGAGCGUCAUUCUCUAUGGCUCCAGCAAUACCUCCUAUCCUGUGGAAUCCAUGUCUCGGUCCCAGGACAUCGAUCUGCAGGCAGCUCAGAAACAAAGCAGCAGCAACAACCCAGCAUGUGUCAGCCGGCUUCCUGUGACAGCGAUCGCCACAGAGGCACUGACCGAGGCGGCAGAGGAGCUGGAGAGGAAGACUUCAGAAUCACCUCCAUAUGAGCUGUCAGACAGCAACGAGGCUGGAGACCAACAGAUGUAUACGGUUUGUCAGCUUCAACAACAACACAUGCAGCAGGAGCAGCAUGAAGUUGACUUAUCUGGAGAUCUUCUCCACAAUCAAGAUGAUGAGGUCAACCAAUCUCAUCUCUACCACCAUCUCCAACAGCCUCAUCACCCAUACCUCAUUGCUCAAGACGAGGAGCCACCUGUGCUUACCUAUGAGGGCGGAGCUAUGAAUGAACCUUACUACCAGGGUCCGUCUACUUCCUCUAGCAAGGACACCUCCUCCAGUGAUGGAGAUCCACGCAGCUCUGACAAAGAGGUCUCCACAGAUGAAGACGAGCCCCCAUCCUCCUCCUUCUCAGACAUGGGUAGCUACCAAAAUCAGCAUUUUGUGAGCCUCCUCCAGCCUGCAUCACCUUUGCCUUUCCAGGGCUGCUCUCAACUCCAGGGCCACGGGGAGAUGAAGUGCACAGCACUGCCCCACAAACUCAGACUCAAACACCGCGCCAUGAGCACGGGGAGCAGCAGCAGCAGUGGCGGCAGCUGCUCUGGCCAGGAGUCCCCAACCACGCCUCCUUCCGCCACACCGCCACCUCUGCCCCAGCACCCCUACUUGGCCCUCACACCACAACAGAACAUGAAGCCGGACAGCCCGAGUCCGAGCGGAGACUGUAAGCAGGCAGCCUUAGGAGAGGAGACAAGGAAGGACGAGAAUAAAGAGACGGACAGUCGACGAAACAAAAGGCAAGAUUAGAUGACAUCUCUUUUUAGAAUUCAACAUUUUGCAUUGUUCUCCUUUAAGAAGUAUGCUGCCAUCAUGCCUUGGCUCCAUAAAUCGCCAUUUGAGCCCUUGGGACAAAGAUGCUGGGCUUUUCUACCCCCUGUACCCCCCAUGCCAUUAAAAAAAAACAAACAAAAAAGGCUGGGUUUCCUGUGGGGCUUCCUGUAUCAUACUUGUGUAUAUUGUACAGAUUUAUCAUUUCUUACGUCCUCUCCAUUCUUAGAGAAGCACUUUUGUUUAUGUAAUGAGAGGAGGAAUGGAACUGCCUGUUUUUCUGCUGUUAUCAUCCAGCAAUAUACAGCAGAGCACAUCAGCAAAAGCACACAUUGGUCUUGUCAAAUGAGAAUGUAGUGGAAUAAAAAUUUCCAGCUUUGUCAGCACUAUAAAUUUGGUACUUGCAGAACCUGACUGUAGACACACAUACACACAUAUGGCUAACUGCCUUAAUGAAAAAUCAAAUGCAAACAUACACUGGGGACAUUCCCUUGACCAAAGAAGCACCAACGUCACCGACACUACAAAUAUUAAAGUUCCAUACCUCUUCCCACACCCUACCUCUACCAACCCCAACAUCUCCAUUAUUUUACAAAAAAAGAUAACAUCACCUUUAUUUUUCAAGCACUUGUUUUGUAUUGUGAUAUAUUAAUAUAUGUACCUAUUAUAAAUAUAUAUUUUAAAUAUGCAUUUGAAUACAAAUUAUUCAAAAAUACUGCGGCAAAUCUGUAAUGGUAAAAA